Molecule: messenger RNA, 1275 nt
Organism: Dipodomys ordii (Ord's kangaroo rat)
Lineage: Eukaryota; Metazoa; Chordata; Mammalia; Rodentia; Heteromyidae
Gene: Gpr150
Product: G protein-coupled receptor 150
Exons: 1
Coding region: 1-1275 (424 amino acids)
Biological process (GO): neuropeptide signaling pathway
Cellular component (GO): membrane
Molecular function (GO): corazonin receptor activity
Source: RefSeq, a predicted model, not a curated record
AUGGACUAUCCCUUCAACCCCUCCACGGUGCCGCCUGCGCCCAACCUCUCCGUACCCAUUUUGCUGAGCUGGGGUCUCAACUUAACUUCGGGACAGGGAGUCCUGACCCCGGGACCGCAGCUACUACCGGCCGGGCACCGGGUCCAUCUGGUGUUCCUGGGGAUCAUCCUGGUGGCGGCAGUGGCCGGCAACAUCACGGUGCUGUGCCGCCUAUGUGGCGGCCGCGGGUCCUGGGCAGGGCCGAAGCGGCGCAAGAUGGAUUUCCUGCUGGUGCAUCUGGCUGUGGCCGAUCUGUACGCGUGCGGUGGCACGGCGCUCUCGCAACUAGCCUGGGAACUGUUGGGCGAGCCGAGCCCGGCUGCAGGCAACCUGGCCUGCCGCCUGGCGCAGCUGCUGCGGGCUUCCGGCCGGGGGGCCUCCGCCCACUUCGUGGCGCUCAUUGCCCUCGAGCGCCAGCGCGCCGUGCGCCGGCCGCUGGGGCCGCCGAUGUCCACGCGCGCCCUCGCCGCCUUGGGCUGGCUGCUGGCGCUGCUGCUGGCGCUGCCUCCGACCUUCGUGGUGCGCGGCGACUCGCCCGCCGCGUCCCCCGCCGCCCGCGCCUGGCCGGGGGAACGUCGCUGCCGUGGCAUCUUCGCGCCUCUGCCGCGUUGGCACCUGCAGGUCUACGCGCUGUACGAAGUGCUCGUAGGCUUCGCGGCGCCCGUCGCGGUCAUGGGCGUCGCUGGCAGCCACCUGUUGCGUGCCUGGUGGCAGCGCCGGCCCCUGGCACCUCCGGCUGCAGCUCCCGGCUCAGCCAGUCCGGCCCCAGCCUCCGCGCCCAGCGCGCUGCCCCGCGCCAAGGUGCAGAGCCUGAAAAUGAGCCUGGUGCUGGCUCUGCUGUUCGUGGGCUGCGAGCUGCCCUACUUCGCCACCCGCUUGGUGGCCGCGUGGUCGUACGGCCCCACUCGAGACUGGGAGGGAGAGGGCCUGGAGGUGGCUGUGCGCGUAGUCGGGGUGUGCAACAGCGCCCUCAAUCCUUUCGUCUACCUCUACUUCCAGGCGGGCGACGGCCGGCUCUGCAGGCGGCUGCGAAGGCAUCUGGCCUCUGUGUGUGGCGCGCGGGAGGGAGUCCCCGAGGACAGCGGCGGGAUCGGAGACCACCAGGCACUCCACCGCCACCGCUGGCCCCAUCCCCAUUAUCACCACGCUCGGCGGGAUCAGGGAAACCAGGGCUGCUUGCGCCCACCCCCGCCGCCUCCCAGACCGCUGCCCUGCUCUUGCGAAAGCGCUUUCUAG